Molecule: messenger RNA, 1149 nt
Organism: Labeo rohita (rohu)
Lineage: Eukaryota; Metazoa; Chordata; Actinopteri; Cypriniformes; Cyprinidae
Gene: sbds
Product: SBDS ribosome maturation factor
Exons: 5
Coding region: 101-853 (250 amino acids)
Biological process (GO): cytosolic ribosome assembly; ribosome biogenesis
Source: RefSeq, a predicted model, not a curated record
CGGUGAGUGGCGGUUAAUGAUCGCGUUUGCUUUCGAGGAAGAGACGAGAGGAAACGCAGCAGCACCGAGAGCCACAUUGGGAACCUGAAGAGUGUCAAACAUGUCAAUAUUCACACCUACUAACCAGAUCAGGUUAACAAAUGUUGCCGUCGUGAGGAUGAAGAAAGGAGGGAAGAGGUUUGAAAUAGCCUGUUACAAAAACAAAGUGAUGAGUUGGAGAUCCGGAGCGGAGAAGGACCUUGACGAAGUCCUACAAACAAACACAGUGUUUGUCAAUGUGUCUAAAGGUCAAGUGGCAAAGAAAGACGACCUGUCAAGCGCUUUCGGCACAGAUGAUCUGACAGAAAUAUGCAAACAGAUUUUGGCUAAAGGAGAGCUACAGGUGUCAGACAAGGAACGACAGAGUCAGCUGGAGCAGAUGUUUCGUGACAUCGCAACUAUAGUGGCAGAGAAAUGUGUGAAUCCUGAGACCAAACGACCCUAUACAGUGAGCCUCAUAGAGAGAGCCAUGAAGGACAUUCACUACUCUGUGAAAGCAAACAAAAGCACUAAACAACAGGCUCUUGAGGUCAUCAAGCAGCUGAAGGAAUCCAUUCAGAUUCAGAGAGCUCACAUGCGGCUGCGCUUCAUCCUGCCAGCCAAAGAUGGGAAGAGGCUGAAAGAGAAGCUCAAACCCUUAAUAAACACAGUGGAGAACGAGGAGUUUGAUGAUCAGCUGGAGAUGGUGUGUCUGAUAGAUCCCGGUUGUUUCCGUGACAUUGAUGAGCUGAUCCGCUGUGAGACUAAAGGGAAGGGGACGCUGGAGGUGCUCAGUCUCAAAGAUGUGGAGGAAGGAGACGAGAAACUAGAAUAACCAACACAUUAAACUAUUGCUGACUCAUUUUAUAUGGAGAGCCUUUUUUGAUCAGUUAUUUCACACUAUAUGGCCUAACUGUUAACAGUGUAUUCACAGGCUGAAAUGACAAUACUACACUGGUUAUCUCAUUUUAAAAUAUAUAUAUGUAUCCCUUAAAGACAGGAUUAUGCUCAGUUGCAAUAAUUUAUUUUCUGUGAAAAUGAAACUAAUUUGGAAUGUUUAAUAAUAAUAAAAAUAAUUAUGAAAAUAAUAUGAAGUGAGAUUAUCUAAGAGUGUGUUGUUUGCCACAAUUA